Messenger RNA from Haplochromis burtoni (Burton's mouthbrooder), 4068 nucleotides. Its product is annotated as protein mono-ADP-ribosyltransferase PARP14. The coding region runs from base 1451 to 3664 and encodes 737 amino acids. Gene Ontology annotation, cellular component: nucleus; cytoplasm. Gene Ontology annotation, molecular function: NAD+ poly-ADP-ribosyltransferase activity; transcription corepressor activity. The transcript is spliced from 7 exons. Gene Ontology annotation, biological process: negative regulation of gene expression. The record is from RefSeq and is a predicted model, not a curated record. NCBI's taxonomy places the organism in Eukaryota, Metazoa, Chordata, Actinopteri, Cichliformes, Cichlidae.
AUAAUAAUAAUAAUAAUAACCACUGCUCACGAACCCCCGAGUCCUCCAGAGCCGGGUCCGUGACAGACAGACAAGUUAAAAACAGUACCCGCUCCAGUAUUGCUCGUAAUAAAGAUACUUCUACUCUAGCAAGUUCCCUAAAUGUUACCAUCCCAGCAGGACAAACAAGGAAAUUCACCAUAUGAAACCCAGUGACCUAUUUUCAUAUCUAGGUGUGUCUGUGAUUAUGACAUGCCAAUGGAGGUUACAGGGACUUACAGGAAAGCGAAACAGAAAAAAAAAACCCUGGGAGAUUAAUGCUUUCUCAGGAAUGUGGUCUAUGGAGACGUAAGAUAUAGAGGACUUGUAUAAAACAUAUUGUAGGUAUUGUAGGUAAAAUGCCAUUAUUGUACUUUAUAAUCAGAUCAAAGGGAGAGAAAACAUCAAAAUAAGAAGUUGGCCUUCUGAGGGAUUUGAAUAUGGAAUUAGUGGAAAAGAAGGUAAGGAAUCCCAGUGUGCUUAAAUUGUGUUAUGUGUAAAAACUCUGUCUUAACUAGCCAACAAACAAUCUGGGUCAUGUUUAUGGGGGACAGUGUCAGACAUGAAACUAAUGCUGAGAGGUCAGUAAAAAGAGUAGAAACUUUCUUUCACAAAGUAAGAGAUUAGGCAUGUAUCAUGUGAAGGAUAAAUAUAUUCUAUUUGUAUGUAAUUUCUCUAAUUACCUCAAUGAAUAACAAUAAACAUAGCUCAUUUAUGAUCUUACAAUCAUUCUUUGUCACUUCCAUAUCUACACCAUGCAAUAAUAAAAACAAAGUAGUAGCUCCCAAGGUUUUACUAUGGCUACACUUGCGUUUCUUUCUGGUAGUUCCCCCACCGGAUAAAAACUACAUUUGGGAAACGGGUCUAUCCUGCUGGGUUGGAUAGACACCAUCCCAGCAGGUUAUUUCAUAAACUAACCUGUUGCCGUGGUGACAUCCUGUCACAACGCCAUGCUCACUUCCGUGUCCUUUUUACAAUGACACAAGAACAAUUUCUUUCAAAAAUGUUUGUAAAGGCAGACUUCAUGGCUAGGCGCUUGAUUUUAUACACCUGUGGCAAUGAGACUGAAAACACCAGAAUUUAAAGAUUAAGAAGGGUGGCCCAAUAAAGGUGAAUGUAAAGUGAAGGUAAAGGGAUCGUCCACAUCCAAAGACAGAAAAACAAACAGAAGAUAAAGUUCAUGGUAUUUCAUGAUUUGUGGUUAUAACCAGUCACUGCCAGUACCACAGUCAGCAAAAUGCUUUGCAGUUUCAGUCUAGCUUUAACUUGGACUUGUUUCCGCUCUAUAAAAGGGGAGGGUUGUUUGGUUUUGCACUUCCUUUAUAAAGUGCAAAACCAAACACACUUCCGUGUAAAGAACCUGAUCAAAAUUUUUACUAAAGAUUUCUUGAAGGAGAAGCAGUUCAAACUGGAAGAAGAGUUUCACUGAGUCAUGUGCACUCAUUGGCCAGAGGCUUCAAUCAUGGGAGGGAAAAGGAACACAAUGUUCUUGGAAAGCAGUGACGAGGAGGAGCAGCUAGGAGCUACUAAACUUGAGGAACUAAUAAGGCAAAUAUCAGAAAAGAGAGUCAAGCUCCCAGCAGAUUUAAGGACUUUUAUCAAAUCCAGCCGUGCCAUCUCCAAGUACCAGACUCUCUUUCAAAACUUUAGACAUCCUGUUUUCAUAGAAGUGGGAUCAGAUCUGGUUCUGUCUAGUUUGUCCUCUGCUGACCUGGAUGAGGCUCUGGCAGCUGUGGUGAACGAUCUGAGUGUGGAGAUUGUGAAGCUGCAGGGAAAUGCAGCGGUAUCUCCAGAUCUUGACAGGAUGAAAGAAGUCCUGAUGAAAGCCAAGAACAAAGAAAACUUUCAUGAGCUCAAAGUGGAUAUCAGCUUUGUCCCAGGAUCUAAUGGAUCUGCCGCAACCAAAGUAAGACUGGUGGGCUACAGUGAAAAUGUGAGCAAGCUCACUGAUGUUCUUCACGACUUCCAGUUGAAUCAAGUUACAACUCAAGAAAAAAUCUCUCUGCUUCAUCCUGAAAUGGUUGACUGUUUUCAUAAAAUCUUAGACCUGACUGGCAUGAAACAGACCAAGGUUCCUUUAAGAGCCUCACAUGUUCCAAAUCCACAUGUGUCUCUAUCUGGACCCCGAUGCCAGGUUCAGGAGGCCAAACAGGCCCUAACGUCAGCUCUAACCAGUCUGACAAUAGAAACUUUGGGUCUGGAUGGAGCAGGGGCUCAGCGGUACUUCAAGACUCAGGGUAAAGUGAGUAGAGAGCUGGUAGAGAACUCCUGUUGUGUCAUCAUCCAAGAAAAGCAAACUGUAGUCACCCCAAAUGUGAGCACAAAAGCAUAUGCCAGCAACACACUUACUAUCACACCCCAAACUUUGAUUACUGGAAGGUCCAUGAGGACUAUGGAUACCACAACAAUCCCAUAUGUUGAUGUUAGCAGUUUGGUUCAACAGGUUUACGGUGCCUCCUACAAAAACAACUUGAGCAUGAAACGGGAAAACCAAGACCUAAGUGUCCUCUGUACUACUCAUCAGCGGUCCAUCUUCCUGUUCCUGGGCCUUGGUAAAAAGAGUGUCCAUGAUGCAAUGAAGAAGGUAAAAGAUUUGUACCAGGCUCACUGCUCCACAAAAAAAAUGACAAAGGAGGAGUUGGCAGACUUCACCCAGGAUGAAAUAAAGGAUCUGCAGAAGCUAGUGGAGGCCCAGGGUUUGCAUGUACAGCAGGACCAGAGUGGAGAUGGAGGCUUGGUAGUCAGCGGGUUAAAAGAUGGGGUCACCGAGCUGAUACAGAUGCUUCACGCUGCUGCUCGUCUACGGAGAGAAGUCAGAGUUAGGGAGGAGGAUAAUUUGUACCAUUGUGUGGCGUGGUGCAUCCUGGGAUAUGAUGGUAGCUGGGAAAGGCUCCCCAAAACAGAUAAUUAUAACCUAGAGCAUGAUAUGAAGAAAGAGAUAGUGGACACACACGGAAACGUGUGGAGCGUGGAUCUGCAGAAGAUGGAAGCCAGAAGUCUGUUAGCUAGAAAAACCAAGCUAAAACGACUGGAGAAUCACUCAGACUUUACUCUUCCUUUGUACUGGGACAAUAUGGCUAGUGGUGAAAAUCUAAAAGUGGUUGCAUUGGAGCCUUCCUCUUCAGAGUACCUCAAAGUAAAGGCGGCCUUCACGCAAACAGUUCAGAAGAAUAUAUUGAAAAUUGAACGCUUGCAGAAUGUCCAUUUGCGGCAAAGCUAUGAAGUGCAAAAGAAGAAGCUUUCUGAAAAGAACAGACGGGAAGGGGGAGCACGUGAAAGGCUUCUAUAUCACGGGACGAGUCAGGACAGCUGUGAGUCCAUCAUAAGAAAUGGAUUCAACAGGAGUUUUUCUGGGAAACAUGCAACCUUAUUUGGUCAGGGGACCUACUUUGCUGUCAGUGGCAGCUAUUCAGCCAACCCCGGCUAUUCAAUGCCAGCUGCUGAUGGUUCUCAGAGAGUAUUUGUGGCCCGAGUCCUCACUGGUGUUUACACUCAGGGCAACAGCAGCAUGAAGGUGCCUCCGCCUCGCAGCAAUCAGCCCAAUGACCGUUAUGAUUGUUUGGUGGACCAAAUAGCAAAUCCAAGCAUGUUUAUUAUUUUCAAUGAUAACCAGGCAUAUCCAGAUUACCUCAUUACCUUCUGUUAGUGCUUCAUCGUGGGGAACAUUUCCUAUACAGCUAAUACAUUUUCAACACAGCAUUACCAUCAGUAACUUGAAUAGUCAGGCCCCAUCUUAUGUUAAAGACCUCAUACUACCGCAUCACCUCUAUAGAGCACUUUGCUCUCAGACUGCAGGCUUACUUUUGGUUCUUGGGAUAUUUAAAAUAGUGUGGGUUAAGAUUAGGCUUAAAACCUCAAUUUUUGAUAAAGCACAUGUUUAGUGCAGAUAACCCUCAAUCCUCCUUUAGUUACGCUUUAGUUUUUCCUUCCCACUCUCGGUCAGCACUGUCAGCACUUGCUCAUAGCACUUGUCUGAUGUUUGUGUGUUUUUCUUUAUAUCUGCAUUAUUAUUGUCUUUAUUUUACGAUGUGAAAUGUCGACCUUUGUGAU